AUCGGAUCUAGUGUUCCAGUGCGAAAAAAGAAAGCUUCCUAGCUGCAAACACCCCCGACCUCUGGGGCCGAUCAGCAAGCACCAGCAGACCUUGGAACUACUAGGACGUCAGCAAGGACCCGACCCCGAAUUGAAACGACCUUGGUGACACCGACCACACAACCGACGCCAGCCCCAGCCGACCAUUCAAUCGGACCUUUGGUCCAGACCAAUUUGCCAAUGAGCAGUCGGGCGGAGGACCCGACAAGGAGGCAAACUCUUCCUCCCGUACCGAGGAGUGGUCGGGCCAGGCACCCGACCAGGAGACAAUCUUUACCAGCAGUGCCUAUAGAACCAACACCUUCACCCAUCGCAUCAACAGCAGGGGUCACUUCAGACAGCGAGGGGACUACUUCCCAGAUGGGUCAACCGCCAUACAUGGCAUCAGACUCAUCCAUUUCGAAGGAAGAACCAGCUGCCCUUGCCGAAGCUGACCCUCAAGAUGACGUCCCUGAUGCUGCUGAUCUUGAAAUCGUCCAAUCGGAUGCAGCCACACUGGGAACCGAAAGUGCCCCAGCUGCGGCUAUCCCAGAUGCUUCAGAGAUCCCGGCUGCAGUGGCACCAGAUGCGGCCGCCCAACCUGCAGCCGCCCAGCCAGCAGCGGCGCUACCUCCAGCAAUCGAGUGGCAGGCAGAAGAACCACCUGUGGCAGCCCAACCUCCAGAAAUGGAAGAAGUGUCUUCGUCCGAUUCGGAGACUUCUGUGAAUUUGGGACCCAGGUCGGCACCUCAGCGACCAUUCGCAGCAGCCGACGAGUCGGCUGCUGUUAUACCAGCUGCCCGCCCUACUCGACCGACCUCAUUGCUGCCCCCCUCACUGACAGCAGUUCGCCCAGAGGAGCCUUCGGACUUAGCUAUCCUAUCGACUGUUCCAGUUCCAGCGGAGGCCCAGACUAUAAUCACUGAGGCCAUCAACCAUCCCCUGUCAGAAUUAAGGUCCGACUUAUUAGACAAACUCAUUCAGACGGUUGGUGGCCUUCUUUUUUACACUCCAACGGAAUCGCCAGCCGUCCCCAUUCUGCAUCGGCUGAUGGAAAGACUUACAGAGCUCAAGACUGAAGUGUUAGUCAUUGGACUCCUGUCAGCCGAAACCCCCCAGCCCGACUUCGACCAAACAACGCUGGAGAAUUCUUUGGCUAAGACCCGAGAAUCCCUUCAGCAGACUACUGGAAGGCUGAGUGGUCUCCUUAGCACGAAAGCUCAAGUUGAUGAAGCUAUUCAGAAAAAGGAGGCAGAGUUGCGGGAGCUAAGGAAAGAACAGUCUGCCCUGGUUAAGCAAAUUACCAAUGAACAGCGUCUGCUUGAAAAAUAUACAAAGAAUGAGGCUGAAUUGGAUCAAGAGCUAAAAACCCAAGCUCGAUCCCAAUUCAUCCAAAGAUAUCAGACGGCUGCUAAUACCAGAAGGCUAUCCAGGGAUGAAAUCAAAUGGACAAAUAUAAAAACUGCUUUAGGGGCACUUUUGUAAUAGCUUCCCCUCUGUAACAACAAUUGACUUAGUAAUCCAUUUGUUCGUUCUUCUCUCAAAACAAGGAUCACCUUUCAAUUUCCAACUUUAUAGGAAUCCAAACAAACUCCUUCUUUUAAAAGAACAUUGUUUCUCACAUUUUAAGAAACAUAUUCCAAGGCAUAUUUUGAAAAUCAAAACACUUGAAGUGUUAACAAACAUGGCGAAUGACCGACCUCAUGUUCCAUCAAGCAACUGGGAGGGUGUUCUUCAACCCUUCUUUGUAGGUAAUCACCCUAUUGGAGGCCAUGCAGAAGACUUGUUACAUAUACUCAAGCAACUAGACUUCAAAUUCCGAUUCUCCCAACGAGGUAGAAGAACCAUUCAUCGCGUCAUCCGCCUAAUGGAAAAAAUCAUUGAGGGGUAUGAACCUCUCCGUGACAUCCUUGGCCGCAUUCCUGAUCUCCAUCAUCACAUGGAAAUGAUUGAAAAUCACGCAGCAACCAUACUUCCAGACCUUGGUUGGGAUAAUAUAUUUUCCAAUCAACGAAAAGUCUUCUCAAGAUUACGGACCAUUGUUGACCGUGAACAUCAAGCCAUAACAGACAUGCAAGCACGUACCAAUCAAGAUUUAGAUGAAAUGCAAAGCCAAUGGGAGAGGUACCGACCAGACUUGGAAGAUCUUAUUGAAGAAGAACCAGAAUUAAUAUCCACUCACUGGAAUGAAAAUUCUGAUUCAGAGGCAGAAAAUUUCUCACAAAUACAUGAUGACUAACAGAAAUGAACCUUUAAAUAGGUUCGAACCCCAUAAAUGGGUUCUGAAUAAUAUUUUGUUUCAGGCAGUUUUGUUAUCUGAAAAGGCAGGAUAAUACCUCUUCAGAUAUUUAGCAUUAACACAAUCAUGUACUCUUCUCCCUUCAUGAUUUACAAUAAUGAAAGCGCCAUUCCCAAUAUCUUUUUGAACAAUGUAUGGUCCUUCCCAAUUCGGUGACCAUUUUCCCAAUUGGUCAGUUUUCUUAUAUGUAGGAAGAAUGGUCUUCCAGACUAAAUCUCCUUUUUGGAAUGUCCUGUGAAGAACUUUCUUUCCGUAACUCCUUGCUCUGAUUUCACUCUGUUUCACACUUCGACUUAUUGCCUGAAGUCGGCUGACAUCCAAAUCCUCCAACUGUUGCAUCAUAAGUUGUUGGUAUUCUUUUGUAAGAUCACCAUCAGUAAACUCUGUUCGGCCAGAUGAUACUCGGAUUUCGGCUGGUAAAACAGCAUCUUGGCCAAACGUGAGUUGAUAAAGUGAGAACCCUGUGGCCGUAUUUCUGGUAUUCCUAUGUGCCCAUAAAGCCUGAGACAAUAACAAAUGCCAUUUUCUUGGGUUCCCUUCAACCAUCUUCUUUAUAAUCCCAAUAAUAAUCUUAUUUGCUGCUUCCGCUUGUCCAUUGGCUUGGGGAUAAUAAGGUGAAGAAUGAUGUAAUCGAACACCGAAUUCUGCCAAGAAACUAGAGAACUUUUCCCCUGUGAAAACCAGGCCUUGGUCGGUUGUUAUAGACUGAGGAAUGCCAUAUCUAUAAAUAAUUUGAUUCAAAACGAAGUCUAUCACCUCCUUCUGAUCCACAUUUUUCAAAGCAACCGCUUCUACCCAUUUGGUAAAAUAGUCAGUCGCGACCAAUAUGAAACAAUGAUGUUUCGAUGAAGCAGGAUGUAUCUUACCAAUAAUAUCCAUAGCCCAUGAUUUAAAAGGCCAUGGUUUUGCCAAAAAUUGCAAUUCGGUUACUGGCAAAUGGUUUAAGUUUCCAUGUCUCUGACAUUCCUGGCAGCCUUUGGCAAAUUGUAUGCAAUCUUCAAAAAUCUUUGGCCAGAAAAACCCCAAACGAUGAAUGGCCCACCUCAUAUUCAGACCUGCCCGAUGAGCUCCACAUAUCCCACCAUGUACUUCUGUCAUUACCUCUAGAGCUUCUUUAGAUCCCAAACACUUCAAAAGUAAACCUUCAAAUGAUCUCUUAUACAAAAUUCCAUUUAUCAAUUGAAAACGUAAAGCUUUCAGUCGUGUCGCAACUGAAACACUUGCACCUGGAUUCUGUAAAUACGUGAUAAGCUCUGUUCUCCAAUCGGGCACUGUUUCGCCGUCGGACUCCUGCCCGAUAGGAACUACGCAGUCGGGCUCCUGUCCGAGAAUAACCUCGCAGUCGGGCUCCUGACCGACAGUCUCCUGCCCGAUAACUUCGCAGUCGGGCUCCUGUCCGACAGUUUCCUGCCCGACCGUAACUUCGCGGUCGGGCUCCUAUCCGACAGUUUCCUGCCCGACCGUAACUUCGCAAUCGGGCUCCUGUCCGACAAUCUCCUGUUCGACCGUAACUUCGCAGUCGGGCUCCUGUCCGAUAGUCUCCUGCCCGACCAUUCGGUCACAUAUUGGGUCUGUUUUUUCUUUUAUGCCCGACUUGACCUCCGACCAAAUAUCCUCCAGAAUUCCUUUACAGGCCCUUUGAGCCAACUCAUCAGCACGUUGGUUUUCUUUCCUCGGAAUGAAUUCAAUUAUUACUUCUGAGAUUUUUGUUAGUAACCGACCCACAAUGUCCCUGUAUCUGCGAAGAUGAGGGUAAUUGCAAACAUAUUGAUUGUUUACUUGGUUGACUACUAAUUGAGAAUCCCCCCUUAUGAUUACAGACUGGACCUUCCUGGCUAUUAAAGCCUCCAAACCCAAAAUUAAAGCUUCAUAUUCUGCCGAAUUAUGGGUCAUUGCUUCCAAUCGUAGUUGUAAGUUGAUUUUUUGACCGUCAGGUCCUUGCAAAAAGACCCCUGCCCCUGAUUUGUUUCCAGAAGUAGAACCAUCAAAGAACAUCAACCAUGUUCUGGUACUUAUAUAAGGUACACAUCCGACCUGUAGAUUAUUCAAAUAUGAUGAACAACCAAGUGGUCGGGCGCUAUCACAAUGAGAAUACCCGACUUGUGAAAAUUCUGCUAAGAAGUCGGCUACUGCUUGUCCCUUGACUGCCCUCAAAGGGGAAUGUUGAAGAUCAAAAGGAGCCAAUUUGAUGGCCCACUUCAUGAGUCUGCCCUUCAUAGUAGGUCUCUGCAAAAUCAAUUUGAUGAGAUCCACCUUUGAUAUGACCUCAAUCUUUCUGGGCAGCAAAUAAUGCUCGAGUUUAGUACAAGCGAAAACCAAUGAAUAACACAUUUUUUCUGGCAUAGUGUAAUUCAGUUCUGGUCCUGUAAGGGUUUUACUGAGAUAGUAGAUUGCCCUUUCCUUCCCGUCAUCACCAUCCUGUGCCAAUAAACAGCUAACCACUUCAUAUGUAUUUGCCAAAUAAAGUUUGAGUGGCCGACCUUGUUUAGGAGGCAUCAAGACUGGAGGGUGAACCAAUGCCUGCUUGAUAGCAUCUAAAGCCAUCUGUUGAUCGGGACCCCAUUCAAACGCAUUUUUUCCAGCUUUCAACAAUUUAGUAAUGGGUCUGACCUUGCCAGCAGCAUUAGAAAUGAAACGCCUCAAAUAGUUCACCUUACCCAAAAGACUUUGGAUUUCUUUAACCGUCUUGGGUGGCCGACUGUCAAGAAUGGCUUUAGCCUUAUUGGCAUCGAUUUCAAUUCCCCUCUCAUGAACUAAAAACCCUAAAAAGCUCCCGGCUGAUAUUCCAAAAGCACAUUUGGUUGGAUUCAUUUUCAACUUGUACUUCUUCAUUCUUUCGAAUGCCUCUUCAAGAUCUCUCAAAUGUUCGUCAAAACUGGCAGAUUUAACAAUAACAUCAUCAAUAUAAACUUCCAUAGAUCUGCCAAUUAAAUCAUGAAAGAUUGAAUUCAUGGCUCUUUGGUAAGUUGCCCCUGCAUUCUUUAACCCGAAUGGCAUGACUGUCCAUUCAUAAAUACCUAAAGCCCCUGGGCACCUGAAUGCUGUCUUAGGAAUGUCUUCUUCUGCCAGAAAUAUUUGGUUAUAACCUGCAUAACCAUCCAUCAGACUAAGGACUUUGUGCCCUGCUGCUGCAUCUAUCAACAUGUCGGCCAUAGGCAUCACAUAUUCAUCCUUAGGGGUAGCUAGAUUCAAAUCCCUGAAAUCAAUGCAUAUCCUUAUCUUACCAUUUUUCUUGACCACUGGCACAAUGUUAGCCAGCCACUCCGCAUAACGGCAAGGCUGAAUGAAACCCACUUUGAGAAGUUUUUGGAUUUCUUCCUUGAUUUGAGGCAUCAGAUCCGGGCUCAUUCGCCUUGGAGGUUGUUUGUAAGGUUUACAACCUUCCUUGAUAGGCAAUCGAUGCUCUAUUAGACUCCUUGUCAAACCAGGCAUCUCUGAAUAAUCCCAUGCCAAACAAUCAAUGUUGUUUCUAAUAACUUCGAGCAUCAUUGUCUGUUGCUCUUUAGACAAAUAACCACUUAGCCUGAUCACUUUUGGAACCAAUUCGGUUCCUAAAUUAAACUCCAAUAAUGGGUCUUGUGAUGAAGCUGUUGGUUCUGUUUUUUCUAAUAAAUCGGGCCAACGAAAUUGUUCAUCUUCUUGGAGGUGAACAUCAAGAAUCUCUUUACUAUUUUUGCUUUAUGUAAUAACUGCUUUAAAUAGAACUUAUUAAUAAGAGAACUACAUACUUCUAAACUUGUAUCAUCCAUAACAAACAAAUUAUAUGGGAAUGGGCGUGGCUUUAUCAUGAGCCAUACAAUAAAAGUGUUCUUUUAAUAGAACAUCGAAUUCUGGCCAGUGACUUUAUAACCCUUGUAUGGGUAUUCCCUGGCCAUAUACAACUGAGACGUCGGAGCCAAAUGACUGGAAUAAAACACUGACUCUUCAACUUGUUCUGUUACAUCGAAUGGGUUGUCAUUCGCUUCCAUUUUGAAGACCUGAUUUCCUUCCCAGAACAUUAAUUGUUGGUGCAAGGUUGAUGGCACACAUUGAGAAGCAUGAAUCCAGUCUCUUCCCAGCAAGAGAGAGUAUGUAGUAUCUGCGUCCACAAUAAAGAAAACAGUGGAGAUCUUUUUCGGUCCGACUUCAAUUGUGGCAACCAUCAUGCCUUCAGGCUUAGUCGGCUGCCCUGUAAAACUUGUCAUUUCGAAUUCCACAGGAGACAAAUCAUGAAUUCCUUUCCCUAGCUUCUUGAGAGUCUUCAAUGGCAUAACAUUAAAGACUGCCCCAUUAUCCACAAAAACCUUUGUGAUUGGUUUCCCGCAUAUAUGAGCAUUAACAUACAGAGGUUUCAAAUGGGAGAUCGCACCCUCUGGAAUAGGAGGAAACACAAUCGAAGGUGCCUCCGUUUGAGGCUCGGAAUCUGUAAUCUUUGCCCACUCUGUUUCCUCUAAUUCAUCAUCUACCAAGAAUGCCCAUAAAGGUUCGUCCAUAGUAUCAUCUACCAGACUUGCCCACAUCGGUUCAUCUCUCAUCUGAUUAAUCUCUGUCAUUCGACAAGGGAUUCGUGGUCCCAGACGAGAUUUAACCGAUCUUGAACUUUCCUCUGUAGUUACAACUUCUCCCUUUGUCUUAUCCCGAAAUUGAACCGUCAAAGAUUCUAUGCGGAAUUCCUCAAGAGAUGGAUUGAUGUUGAUCCGUUCACAAUGUUGGCAUCGAAAUCCUCUAAUUAUUUCAUCUGCCAUUCCUUUACCUUUCCCCUGUCCCGACGAACUUCUUUUGGUAUAGUCGGAAGCGCCUAAUCCGUCAUUCGGUUGCUUUCCUGACCAGACCCGACUGGACCGACCAAUUGGAGACUGAAUGGCUGCUCCCUGCUCGUCGGUCGUUUGUUCUGUAAAGACUCUAAUGGACUGAUCUCCUGCCAAGCGGUCGGCUGCUUUUUGUUCGUCGGUUCGUUGUUUUACUGAAGGAACUCGUUUCCCAUACUUUGCAGCAUACCUGCGUUUGGCGUUGCGGAUCUGUGUACGAUUCAUACCUGGGAAACGAGGAUCUAUAUCAACGGGUAAAGGCUUUUUAUUUCGAGCCCAAUUGUUCCCGACUGAACCUGUUUUUCUGGUCGGGUGGUCACGCACUAAAACCUUUUCUUUCACCUCCACGUUAAAAGAACCGUCUGGACGGUCCCAUUUUUCAGCGACUGGCCUUUCAACAACUUUGAAUCGUUCUUCCGGUCGGCUGCUGUUUGGCUGAUUUCCUUUCUUUGUUCCGGGGCUUGCCUGAGUUCGUUCCCCUGGUUGUCCACUAUUGGCCGAACUUUUCCCUGUUUCCGAACUUGGUUGGAUGUCAACCAUUGCCGUUGUUACUUUCGGAAACGGUUGCUGGUCUACACCUAGAGUGAUGUAUUUGAGCCGACCUGUCUUGAUGGCCUUUUGAAUUUCUUUCCUGAAAUGAGUACACUGACUUGUAGUGUGCGUGAAAGAAUUAUGCCACUUACAAUAUGGUCUCCCUUUGAUUUCUUCUUUAGUGGCCAAUCUUUGCCCCUUUGGAAUACGGAUCUGCCCAUCAGUCAGUAGGAUAUCAAAGAUUUCAUCAGCUUUCGAACUAUCAAACGUCGGUUGCUCCUUUCCUUCAGAUCCUGGUACUGGCUUCAAUUUGGGGCACACAUAAGGUUUUCCAGAAAGGAUUUCGGCUGCCAUCUCUUCUGACUGAUUAAAAUCAAAGUCACAUGUUUCUGUUCCCAUACUCGCCAUAUGUUGGCCUCUAUUACGCCUGUUAUGCUGAUCUUCCUCUCUGAACAAAGACUCUAAACGUCCUGCCUUGGAUGCAAGACUUGCCAAAUCCUCAACAUCCAGGGCAGUGAGUGCCUUUCUUAAGCGAGUAUGCAUAUUCCGGACCACUAAAUUGGUCAUCUCUUUCUCACUGAUCACCGUAGGACAUCGUCCCUUCAUCAGUCGCACCCUUUCUAUAAACUGUGAAGCAGAUUCUUCUGGAUACUGUCUCAAUUCUAGUAGAUCAGUUAAAGAAACAAUUGGUAAAGGGUUGAAGAAUCUAGCAUGAAAUGCCAUCUCCAGCCCUUCCCAUGUCUGAAUUUGUCCAGGAGGCAGACUUGCAAACCACGAAAAUGCUGUUCUAGUAAGAGAUAAACCAAACAGCUGCAGCUUAUAAAAAGGGUUAUUGCCAACUUCCCCUAAUUGUGCUGUGAACCGACCAACAUGUUCUAUGGUGGAAGAUCCGUCCUCCCCUGAGAAUGCAUGAAAAUCGGGUGGUCGAUAAUUCCUUGGGAGAGGGUGUUCAUUAAUGAUCCUUUCUGGGAAAGGUCUCUGAUAUGCAGGGCGGUUAGCCAUCUGAGGAGUUAAUCCAUACUGAUCCCUUAAUAUAUGUGCAAUCUCAUCAGGAUCUACAUGAAAGCGUUGAUGAUCAGGAACAUGGAACGGAUCCUGCACAGGAAUAUGAAUAUGAUCAUGUAUAUAUCCUUCAGGCCUGUCCUCCCUCGUAUUGUUUGGCUGCGGAUUGGUAACCCUUGGUCCCAGUGGAACAUUGUUGGGAAAAGUCAAAGGAGAUUUCCCCUAUCCAUUCGGUUGGGAUUUGUGGCACUUGGGAAUGUACUAUCCACGAAUGAUGGCCCUGCGAAAUUUGCCUGUGGUCUGGACGGUGACACUCCUGGUGGCGUUUGAGUGGGCUGAAGACUAACCCUUGACAGUGCUUGAUCUAUCAUGUUCUGCAUCAGACUCUGUUGCUCACGCAACAUGUUCGUUUGUUGUUCACGCAACAUAUUCUGCAUAACCAAAGUAUGCUGGUUGUUCAUUUGUUGAACAUAAGACCACCAAUCAGUUGGUGGUUGUGGGAUUUCCCCGGCAUUUGGCACAAUAGGUGGUGGAACGGAUUCUCCCACCGGUGCCGAAGAUGAUUGUGGUUGUGAACCUGCCAUAUGGACCCUUCCGAUGAUUCGGCCGGAUCUUAGACGUAUGAAAUUAUCGCCGGGAUUGGAAUGAGCAAUUUUGGCUUGCUCCCACUGUGGUCGCCAAUUUGUUGAUGUAAUUUUUCAACAAAAAUAAAGUAAAAUUCAAAGAUAUAGAAAAUAUCCUUAAACUUGAUUAAUUAGUGCCUGAGAU
This is a messenger RNA of Andrographis paniculata, 9405 nucleotides long. RefSeq lists its product as uncharacterized. NCBI's taxonomy places the organism in Eukaryota, Viridiplantae, Streptophyta, Magnoliopsida, Lamiales, Acanthaceae. The transcript is spliced from 5 exons. The record is from RefSeq and is a predicted model, not a curated record. The coding region runs from base 220 to 1503 and encodes 427 amino acids.